AUGAAAGACGCGACCAGUCUAAAGGCGCUCUUUUUAAGCUACAACUGGUUUGAAGGAUCCAUUCCCUCCACCAUUGUCUCUCUGCCUCAACUCACCACGCUAGGCCUUUUCUCCAACUACCUCACGGGCACCAUGCCCAUCCCCUCCACCUCCCUGCUCGCUCUGGACGUGGGCUUUAACUAUCUCUCUGGAACCUUCCCCAAGCUCUCCCUCGCGGUCUGUGCGGCCGACCAGAACUGCUUCCUCAACUCCUCCUUCUGCCGCACCUACGGCUCGCUGCAGCGCACCGCCACUGCCUGCAGCAUCUGCGGCACGACCAACGGGCAGGGAACGCUUGUCCGUGAUGCUAUCCAUCAAGUCAUCCCUAGGAAAUCUGCUGCUAGUUGCUCCAUCUGUGGCACUACCAACGCCGUCGGUCCCAUGUGCUGGGGUGCUGGUGGGGAGUGCGUGGCUGCUGCUGCUUCUUACAUAGCAGCUGGCACAUUGAACACAGUGGCAAACGCUGCGGCCCCACCCAUGCUCUGUUCGGUACUGCUGACGCUCAAGGCAGCGCUGGGUGUGAAUUUAUUGACGUGGGCAGCAAGUACGCCGUGCCAAGUGGCUGGAAAGCAGGUUCCUGCAGGGCCGCAAUCGUGGUCCGGUGUGCUCUGUGGGGAUACUGGGGACGUGGUUUCAAUUUCGUUGGCGAGUCAGAGGUUAUCGGGGUCUAUUCCUACGGACAUCUCCAAGCUCACCACGCUCACUUACCUGGAUUUCGGCUACAACCUUUUUCAGUCUACUCUCGUCGGGCUUGCCACACCCGUCAGUGGCAUGACCUCUUUAAAGGCGCUAGGCCUCUCCUCCAACUACCUCACGGGCACCAUACCUCCCCUCCCUACCUCUCUAGUCUCUUUGGACGUGGCCUUUAACUUCCUAUCAGGCUCCUUCCCCAAGAUCUAUCUCGCUUUCUGUGCGGCUGACCAGAACUGCUUCCUCAACUCCUCCAACUGCCGCGCCUUAAGCUCGCUGCAGCGCCCCGCCACUGCCUGCGCCAUUUGCGGCACGAACGACGGGCAGGGAACGCUGUGCGGUAGUGGACUUUGUGCCCCCAACAGCGGUCCCUAUGCCAGCAUUGGGACUGUCAACGUCGCCUCGCUGCCGCCGGUGUCCAUGGCUUGCCAGGGGUAUGCUCCUCUCGUCCUCAUGAAUGCUGCGUCAGCACUGCUGGCGCUCAAGGUUUCGCUGGGCGUGACAUUCACGACGUGGGCAGCAACUGUGCCGUGCCAAAUAGUUGGCAAGCAGGCUGCCACACAGACCACGUGGUCCGGCGUGCUCUGCACUGAUACCGGGGACGUUCUUUCAAUCUCGGUGGCACGCCAGAGCCUCUACUCCAACUACCUCACAGGCACCAUGCCCACCCUCACAACCUCACUGGUCGCUCUGGACGUGGGAUUUAACUACCUUUCGGGCUCCUUCCCAAAGCUCUCCCUCGCGUCCUGUGCGGCCGACCAGAACUGCUUCGUCAGCUCCUCCUACUGCCGCACCUACAGCUUGCAGCAGCGCCCCGCCACUGCCUGCGGCAUCUGCGGCACGACUGACGGGCAGGGGACGCUGUGCGGUGGUGCACUUUGCUCUGCCAACAGCUCUCUGCCAGUCAGCCAGGGGAUUGUUAACGUCCCCACACUGACACCGGUGGCAUUGACUUGUUCAGCACUGCUGGCGCUCAAGGUAUCGCUGGGCGUGACAUUCACGACGUGGGCAGCAAGUGUGCCGUGCCAAGUGGUUGGCAAGCAGGCUGCUACACAGACCACGUGGUCCGGCGUGCUCUGUACUGAUACCGGGGACGUGCUUUCAAUCUCGGUGGCACGCCAGAGUCUAAAGGGGUCUAUUGCUUCGGACAUCUCCAAGCUCACCGCACUCACUUACCUAGGCCUCUACUCCAACUACCUCACAGGCACCAUGCCCACCCUCACAACCUCACUGGUCGCUCUGGACGUGGGAUUUAACUACCUUUCGGGCUCCUUCCCAAAGCUCUCCCUCGCGUCCUGUGCGGCCGACCAGAACUGCUUCGUCAGCUCCUCCUACUGCCGCACCUACAGCUCGCAGCAGCGCCCCGCCACUGCCUGCGGCAUCUGCGGCACGACUGACGGGCAGGGGACGCUGUGCGGUGGUGCACUUUGCUCUGCCAACAGCUCUUUGCCAGUCAGCCAGGGGAUUGUUAACGUCCCCACACUGACACCGGUGGCAUUGACUUGUUCAGGGAAUGCUCCUCUCGUCCUCAUGACCGCUGACUCAGGUGGGCCUAAUGGCAUCACUGAUGCCCCUCCCUCUCAAUUCCUGCACUCAUUUAUUCCGUGCACUCACCAAUCAAAUCCCCUCCUACACCCGCGCAUACAAUUCCUCUCCCACACCUCCCCUUUCAACCUCUCCCCAGAUCAUGCUUAA
Messenger RNA from Closterium sp. Naga37s-1, 2424 nucleotides. The record is from the annotation of a GenBank genome assembly. NCBI's taxonomy places the organism in Eukaryota, Viridiplantae, Streptophyta, Zygnematophyceae, Desmidiales, Closteriaceae.